Messenger RNA from Gigantopelta aegis, 9851 nucleotides. Its product is annotated as protein ELYS-like. The transcript has 40 exons. The record is from RefSeq and is a predicted model, not a curated record. The coding region runs from base 302 to 7423 and encodes 2373 amino acids. NCBI's taxonomy places the organism in Eukaryota, Metazoa, Mollusca, Gastropoda, Neomphalida, Peltospiridae. Gene Ontology annotation, molecular function: protein binding.
GUUAGCAUGAGUUUUUGAUUUGUAAAACUCGAUUACAGAUGCUUUAUAAGUUUAAACUUCUUUAUAAUAUAGAUGUAACAAUUUAUGAUACAGUGUAUGUAUUUAAUAUGCAAGAGGUAGUGGCAUCUAGCUUUCAAAUUUUAUAUUACAAAGGAGACUGACAAUUUUAUUGGCGCUUUGCAAGAUUUGCAAUGAACUUAAUCAACGGCCUUUGAUAGUUUACUACUGACUACUGUUUUUCUUCGUGAUUGACUGGAUCCAGGAUAGCAUAUAAUAGACAGACAAAACAUUAGAAGACAACAUGAGACCAAACCUGGUUCCAAGUGACAUUUCACCCCUGCUGCCGUUCCAGUCAUGUACACAGAGUGUCCUGGAAAAGACUGAUGUCACAGGAAUAAAUGGAAGCACAAGCAUAGAUGGCUACUUUUCUUGGCUGUAUCAUGGGCCCCACCUCGAAGUUAUUACGACAAAGUCUAGAACACGUGUCGCAGCAUGGAAGUUCGGGGCGGCCCUCCACGAUUCUAACACCACAAUCACCUGUGUGCAGGAAUAUUCGGUGAAUGGAUCCACAAAGCUGUUGGUCGGCCUGACUAAUUCGGUGAACCAGGGCAUGGUGUGUCUCUUCGACAUAUUCAAGUCAUGCGUGCUGAAAGCUAUCGAGUUCCCACAAAAGGUCACGUCACUGACUUCAGUUCUGACCUCUGGUGGAGAUCAGGUGCCCAGCUGGGCUAUCGGCAGCAACCUGCGUGAAUUUCACGGCAUUGUUGCUGUUGGCGUUCAGUGUGGCUAUGUCUAUCUUGUUGACAUGUGUGUUGAUAGUCACGCCAUCUAUGAUGAGGUGUACCCGAGCACGCUGCAGUUCAUGACGCCUCGGUCACGCGAUGUGGGACAUGCCAGACAGCAGGCCCUGUCCAAGGGAAAUGUCAUGGCCAUGCUCUUAAAUGAGGAGUGCUGUUCUCGCGGCUCGUUUACGUUCUAUCGUCCCGACGACUCGAUUGUUAAAACAUUUCAGACAGAUUCUGUUUCGGUCAGUUGUCUUCAGUACGUUCCUCAGGCAGGGAUUCUGUGUGUGGGAUUCAACUUCGGCGGCUUCCAGUUGUGGAAACUGUACAACCCAGUGAUGGAAUACAACAGUCGUCUGGAAGCGGAGCCGAAUGCUGUGUCACAUUUCCUGUACCAAGAGCCGGAGAACGAUCCGAAGAAUUUCUGUUACCUGUGGGUGUCACGCGACAAUUCAGUCGUUUAUCCAGGUCAAGAAAAUGUUAGUACAAUAUGUCUGUACCAGCUUUGUUUUGGAAAAAAGACUCUCUAUAACAACUACGGUGUCUUCUAUGAGGAGUUGGAGUCGGUGUGUCUGCGUUUGGAAUACGAGCUACUCGUCGAUCCGUUCAGCGGCACGUCACGGAGACAUACCUGGAUGAGUCAGAUCGUGUCCUGCUACACCCUCGUUGAUCCCUUCUACUGUCCACCGGCGGUCCUCACGGAAAACGAGUCGUUCGAAGAAGGAGGUCACGGUCCCGACCUGGCCCUAUGUGUGAUAGUGUGGGAGGCACAGGACAACGGACCCGGCGACAAGUCGAACUACUUCCUGGCUCUGUUCGACAUCAACCGCUGGUAUCAUGCACAGAUGCCGUCAUCUGUCAGAUUUGGCGGAGUCUCCAGUGAAAUGUGUCCAUAUUUUGCCGUGUACCGAUUGAAUGAUAUCACCGACGCUGCAUUACCUGAUGUUAUGCUGCAUCUUCAUGUUCGCAGGAAUUCCAUCAAACGUUUUAUCAACAAUGCUCCACUACCACCGGAGCAGCAUUUCUAUCCAUCAGCCUUGUCAUUUGACGGUAUUUGUCUUAUGGAGACAGGAAUCAUAAAGACCUCAUUUCUUGGGCUGCAGAAGCAGGUUCUCAGUGAGAUGAGACGGAAGGGUGCGGUUUGUCUGCUCCAGCCCCAGGACCUCUACAACACUUGCUUGUUGCUAGGACUUCUACCCAAACAAGACAUAGGACCACUGGCCUCUAAUUUGAGUGUUCAAAGGCAAGCAUUGUUAACAAUGGCAUUGGAUUACCCUAUGAUUUCUGUUAUUGUCGGAUGCAUUGAAGCGUGGGCUGAUGGAGAGUUUGUUCAUCAAGGCUGCACGUUGAAGUUUCUUCUUGACUGGACAUGGGAGCAGGUUUCCAACACAAAGAGAAUUAUCGACGACAACUGUCGGAGUCUGUAUGACUGGUCAGGAAAACAUGUCGACAGUCGAUUGCUUCACACACUGCACAAGGCCUGCAGCACGUUGUGCAAUUUACUGUCCAUACUGGAAGCACUGAUUCAGUCGGCGCCGAGCACUGAAGAAGGUUUGAUGGAGCUGGAGUCGAAGCAGAACGUGCUGUCUCUUCUCGUUAACCAGCUGCAGGUCGUGCUCUGGUUCAUAGACGCUAAACUUCUACCAGAAGACGAUGAUGCUGUUGCUGAUGCAAACACAUUAUUUUGCUAUCCAUUCUGUAAGUUGGAGCAUAUCUACAACUCACGGAGGACAGCCAUUAGACAGCUACACAGCGAGAUGAAAGGCACGGAACUGUUGCUUAUCGAUGGUCUUGUUAAGAGCUGUGGACCGGAGCUCGGCACGGUCUGGAAACGUGAAGGCGGUAACGGGCUUUACCCUCCGCCCAGUCUGCAUGCCCUCCUUGGUGUGUAUCUGCUGCUGGACGUAUCUCUAGAUCAGAAACACGCUGUUACUCUGUACAUGCUGUUCGAUCUCAUAUCCCUGCUACCCGAGGACAAGGAACAAGUGUUCUCUGAUAAGAUUGCUGAGUUUGCCAAGACGUUUUCAAUAUCACAGCUCUUCACAAAAACCAGCGGUUUUUGGCUUUUGGAUCACCAGGAUUAUAAUGAUGCCUUCCAGAGAUUUAUGGACCCAUCAGUGGGCACGGAGCUAGGUUCGUGGCAGCACAUGCGAAUCGUUAAGACGUUCCUGUUCCACGGUGAGCAGAAGAUGGCACUGCGCUACCUCACUGGAAGGAAUGUUCCCGUCAUCUCGCCAGAACAAGUUAAACUCAAGCUCACAGUUCUUUUGGCCAAUGGUUUGGCAACAGAAGCGUUCAACUUCCAGCGCCAGUAUCGCAACAGGAGGAAUAUGUCUGACCUGCUGUCGCAUCUCUUUCGCGGCUGCCAGCAGAUGAAGUUACUUGACCAGUUGCUCCAGCUGCCACUGAACGAGGUUGAGGAGCACCAUCUGGUGGAGUUUCUGUCUCAGAACACCGAGUACCAGGAAAUCCUCGUCAUGUACUACCUCCAGCGAGCGCGCUUCAUCGAGGCCAUACGCCUCAACGAAAAACUACGUCAGGGCGCCAUGUCUGAAAAGAAUUCCCUGGUCAGAGAGAGAUCGUCAACGAGGAAUCUGAUUGUUGACGGCUUCGCUCGGUUGUUACCGGAAUCUCAACGGAAACUGAUCCAAGAAAACCCUGAACUCGCCACCAGUGUAGAACAGAGGAUUUACGUGAAAAGACCACGCCCACUGUCGACGUUGGUGCGAAAGCCGGAACACAGUCGAGUGCAGUCGUUUUCUCGGUUGAUCCUGGGCUACAUGCACAAGGUACACGAGAACCAGAGGACAACAGAGGACACUGAGGAGAGAGUGGAUGCAGAGAAAGAUUUGGGUCCGUUCCUCCGAACCCCAGUAACGCCCAGAAAGAAGUCCAGAUUGAGUGAGGUUCCCGAUGUUUCGUAUCCAGCUGUGAAGCAGAAUGAUUCCUACGAUGUGUCUGACUUCAACUCUCCUGUCCGGUCAAAAGAUCCCACAAGGAGAAAAUCCAGAUUUAGAAGUGCGGACACACUGAUAAUGCUGAAGACUCCCGAGGUAUGUCGAAAGAUGAGAGAUAAAUCUUCGUUACUAGCUGUUCAGAGAACUCCACAGUCCAUCCUGAAAGUGCGAAGACUGAUUAAGAAAUCACCUAGUCCAGGAUCCAGCCUUCAAGAUUUGACAACCCCGAAAAAUGCGAAGAAGAAGCGAUCUGAACGUGUAGAAGACAAGUCAGUUGGACGUUCCGCACACGGCGUCUCGACGACUCCGAGACAGAGAGCUGUGUUUAGGAAGACGGGAGCUCCGGAGCUGGACUCUACCGAGGACCUCCUGGUUACGGCCACUGUCGAUACGUCCAGUUCCGAGGUGGCAGGCGACAUCAUUGUCCCGAAACAUUUACGGUUCGCAGAGCCCGCCGAGGAGGAGGAAGGAGAAGUUACCCCACCCAGUACUCCCCUUAAACUGCGUCCAACCUGCGUGACACUGCCCUCACCUUCAAGUCCGAGACUAUUACGAGAUCGUAGUCCCACUCCUGAAAGUUUAUCGCCCAAGCUGAUGCCCCGGCUGGACAACCUGACAAGACAGCCACUCCGAGCCCACACCGAAUCCCCACAGUGGAUCACGGCCGACAGCGAGGGCGAAAUUACAUUCAACUUGACCAAGACGCAAACCAUAGUUGUUGAGGAGGCCAUGGAAGUUGAUACAGAAUCUCCGCCGAACAAAGCUGUAACUGUAACGAAAACAACAGAGACUUGCUACACACAGAGAGUAGAAUCCAGCACUUGGGACGACAUCACGUCAGAAGUCCGAGAAGAACACGAAUCUGUCAGUGUUGUAUCAGAGACAGACAGAGUCUCCAGUAUCGCACCGACCUCUGACCUCGGUCAGUCUGAGUUGUCUGUCCCUGCCAUCGACCUCUCCAACAUUGAUGUUCUCGAUGUGGACAACUUCCUGUUGACCCCGGGUGAUAAAGGUAAACAAGUCGAUCUUGAGGUCCUGGACGAUUCUAAAUUGAGCGACAAACCUCAGGUUGUGGAGCUCCAAGAUUCGGAAAAGGGAGAAAUGGAAGGAGGCUGUGUGGAACAUGGUGAAAAUUCUGAUCCCAUGUCAGAAAAGAGAGAAACGGAAGAUGGUGAAAUUUCUGUGCCCAAGUCUGUCACUGACAUAGAUGAAGCGCAGUUGGUGGCGGACCAGGAAUGGAAAUUGGAAAUAGCUUCCAGUGACGAUCAAGAAGCUGAAGAGGUUGCUGGUGUGAAGUCCCGGGAAGUGGAAGAUCGGGCUUCGUGCGUUGAAGAGAGGGAAAAGAGUGAUGUUGUGAUGGAAGAACCAGCAGAUGAACAUUCAGGCACGGUAACUGACAGUACAAGUAAGGAUCAGCAAGUUGAUGAACAGUCAAUUCAGAAAGUUGAUGAACAGCCAAUUCAGCAAGUUGAUGAACGGUCAAUUCAGCAAGUUAAUGAACAGUCGAUUCAGCAAGUUGAUGAACAGUCAAUUCAGCAAGUUGAUGAACGGCCAAUUCAGCAAGUUGAUGAACGGUCAAUUCAGCAAGUUGAUGAACGGUCAAUUCAGCAAGUUGAUGAACAGUCAAUUCAGAAAGUUGAUGAACAGCCAAUUCAGCAAGUUGAUGAAUGGCCAAUUCAGCAAGUUGAUGAACCGUCAGUUCAGCAAGUUGAUGAACAGUCAAUUCAGCAAGUUGAUGAACGUUCAGUUCAGCAAGUUGUUAAACAGUUAGUUCAGCAAGUUGAAGAACCGUCAAUUCAGCAAGUUGAUGAACCGUCAAUUCAGCAAGUUGAAGAACAGUCAAUUCAGCAAGUUGAUGAACGUUCAGUUCAGCAAGUUGUUAAACAGUUAGUUCAGCAAGUUGAUGAAUCGUCAAUUCAGCAAGUUGAUGAACCGUCAAUUCAGCAAGUUGAUGAACAGUCAAUUCAGCAAGUUGAUGAACGUUCAGUUCAGCAAGUUGUUAAACAGUUAGUUCAGCAAGUUGAUGAACAAGUAGCUGUUAAACCUGUGGAUUUACAUUUACAUCCACAAGCAGAUGUUCAGCAAGUAAAAAAGUGUGAUAUGCAACAGCUUACCGAAAAUGUAGACGAUAAACAAGUAGAUGUUGUAAUGGACGUUGAGGGCAGAGAAUCGGACUACGUGGUGAAAGAGUCGUCUCCCUUGAGUACUGUUGUCAUGGCUACAGACGCCAGUAUGGUGCCCGUUUCAAAGGAUGUAGUUGAUGUGGUCAGUCACAUAGUUGAACAAUCUGUCCAGCAUCUGGAGCAUGAAAAGACGGACACCGUGACCACUACUUUGAAACCGUCUGAUUCAGAAUUACCAGAGUUAUCAAAACACGAGAAUGACGCAGGCACUAAAAAUGAGAAAAUUGAGAAACCGUCGGAUUCGGAGGAAAUGAUUUCAGUGACGACACCGACAACACCUCCACGACAAGGCAAACCUUCGCCAUCGCGGUCGAGGAGAACAUCAACAAGAAAGUCUAGCGUUUCCGAAGACAUCGAUAUUAAUUUUCUGGAUUCUCCCGCCAGAUCUACGAGAUCAGCACGAAGGUCCAUGACUCCCUCGAGCAUUACGGCAACUCAGAGCGGCAGUGCUGACAAGAGCGAGACGCCCACACCGCAGAAGUCUCCAGGGCGCUCAGCACGAGGUAAAGGAGCGUCGGCCUCGCGGAAAAUCAUGCAGGCGUCUCCAGCUCGGCCGUCGAGAAAAUCUGUGUCAGAUGAAAACGAAGUGUGCCCUGUUCAGAUGACAAAGCUGAAGGCACCUCUACCAGUUUUAGCAGAAGAGUUCGAGGUGGCCCCGAUUUCUCCUAUUCGACGGUCGCCACGAAUCAUGAUGAACUCCCUCACAAAACAGCUGCACAGUGAGGACAGCACCGAGGCCAGUGUUCCCGAGCACAUCGUGACGAGGACGCGAUCGGGAAGGAGUGCCACGCCCACUACACCCAGCAGGAGAAGUUCAAGACGAAGCGAAAAGGGGUCGGAGUCCGAAGGUGACUUAACUACACCUGUUAAACCGACUCUUUUAUCUGUGACACUGACCCCACCUGAUUCCUCUUCCCGCGGAACGACGGACAAGUCCAGUCAGCAGAAGCAGUCAAGGAAAAAGAAGAAUGCGAGCCCAAUGAAUGUGCGAGGAGGAUCGCCUCAGCGCUCUCUGCGAUCCCAGGACAAACAGCAGCCACCCUCUGAAUCAGCCCUGAACGACAGUGUCACACAAGCUGCACCAAGCUUCCUGUUCGCAGAACCGAUGAGCGUCGAUCCACACAUGUUUGAAAAAAGCGGCCAUGUUGAAAGCCCACUGAGGUCAUUCAUCUUCUCUCCACCAGUGACACGGCAGACCUCGCGCCGGGAUUCUCUCGGAAGGAUGGGACAGUCGACACCACAUAUUUCUUCACCUUUACUGCUGUCAGCUGGGUCAGCCGAGCCUGCGGCAUCGACGGCAUCAACGAGAAAGACGAAAGGUCGACCCCGAAAGGCUGUUAAAGAAUCUGGUUUUUCUACACCUGAGCAUACAGAGGAAUCUGUCAUUCUCCUGACUCCAUACGAACUGCGACAUCCAGUUACCCGGACUACAGACAAUGAAACAAAGGCCAGAUCAAAAGUUCUGUUGAAGAGAAAGAAACGAGUUCACAGGAUAAUAUAAACUGAGCUUCAGACGGCUGUGGAAUUACUUUAACCCUUCAAUCUCUAGGUCAUUCUUCAACGUACUGUGCAUUUAUUCCCUUUGUGGAGAUUGUCUGUUCCAGUGGAGAGGAAAGGGUUAACAAUAUGGUCUCAACGUGAAUGUUAACAUUCCGGAAUAUUUCUAGAGAGUACUGGUGUCUCAGUUACAUUGCUAAAUCACAAGUAAUGUUUUUUAUGAUACUUUUGGAAUAUAGACUCAUUUAAAUAAAAUAUGGUUGUACAAAAGAUAUUGUUAGAAUACAGAUAAAUAAAAUUAAAAUGUAGCCAAUGUGUUUAAUAAUAUUGAUGGCAUACAGACUAAAAUUAUUAAUACUUCAAUGUUGGAAUAAUUUAACAGAAGUGAUUUCAUUAAGUUGAUGAUGUAGUGUAUUGAAAGAUACUGUUUGAAUUGUCUUGGUUUUUUUUUUAAAUCACGCUAUACAAAAUAUAUUCCAUUGCAUUAAUCCAAGGUCCUGUUCUCCAGUUUACCAGUAGAUCAGCAAAGCUUUUCCAUUGCUGUCUUUCUCUCUCUUUUUUUUUUUUUACUUUAGAGAAAACUUAACUGGAAAAAACCAAAAGGAAAAAAACCAUACAAUUAUUGACCACAUCUGGACCAUAAAAUAGGUUUAUGGGCCUAUGAAAUUUGGACAUUGUGGUAUGUUUAUAGAAUUUUUUUUAAAAUGCGAGAUGACAAAACUGAACGGUUGAACUUUAAUGUGAUUUGAUUACUCGAGAGCUCACAUUUUUAUGUGAGAAAUAUUGUUACGACUCGGACACAAAUUGUCAUUUAAGAUUAAUGUUGUUACGAUUUAGGUGUUCUCCCAGUACGAUUCGGUCAUAUGCGACAAGUCGGUGCGAACAAUCGCAUAAUAAAAACAUCCUUUAAGAGAACAGAUUGUUUGGAGGACCACGCCACAAUCUCGAAGAACCACAUUUUAUAGAUGUAAAUAAAACAGGAACCGACAAUGAAAAUACCUUAGUUUUAAAACGAAUAAAUGUAUGCUACCUUUUUAUAUAUUAUGUACAUAAUAUAUGUACAUAUUAAUUCAUAAUUAUUCCAGUAUGAUUUCCAUGGAAAUAAGUUAUUAUAAAAUGUACAAUAAAAAAAAAGAAAAAAAGUCAAGGUUGUGAAUAAAAUGUUGCAUAUUCAGACCUCUGUACAUUGUGAGAACAAUUGUUUUGUUUGCACAAGUCUUAGUUUGGUGUAAUCGAUUUUUUGUUCAUGCAUUAAAUUUGUGAUCUGAUUUUCAUGGUCGUAACGGGUUGUGUUAAGUGAAAUGGGUUACCUUAAUGGGUUACGCAAAUUUUCAUUUCUCAGAGACCUGGCUAAAGAUUUUCAAAGCUUUCUUAGUGCUACGGAUAUCAUAAAAACGUCUGAAGCUAUGAUGUCACUUCAACACACGCCAUAGUGAUGUCAUAGCCUACGAUGGUUUUACGAUAUAGUGCUAAGAUAGCUUUGAAAAUCUGUACCCUGAUAUUCAGAUUUAUCAUCCAUUAAAGGCUUUUGUAGGAGAUAUUGCUGACACUGUAAUUUGUGAUAUCUCCUGUAAUAUACUCCUAGGAGAUAUGGCUUCUUAUAAUCUUGAUUGGUCAAAUUUUAAUCACAAGACAUUAUUUUGUUACGUCACUGUGUAUGUUUCAGCACUAAACCUAUCAUUAGUGACGUCAUGCCACAGUUGUUCUGCUAGUUAACGAGUCUACUGCUUCCAAAUAUAGUGAUAUUCAACCCAUAUUACUGACAUUGUUUACAACUGUCGCAAAUGAAAAGAAUAAUAAUGGAUGAUAAAAAGGAUACACGUGUACGGAUACAUGUCUUGUAAUAUAAUUUAUCAGCACUUAUUAAUAAAAGUAUAAAAAUCCUCGGAAAGCCUUGGAUUUCAUACUUUUAUCAACUCGUGCUGAUAAAUUAUGAUGUCACAAGACACUCGGGGAGUAUCUAUAUAUGGAAAUAAUUUGAUAAAUUUUGUCUUUAUAAAAUAUUUUUACAAUAAUAUUCUUUUUUGUACUACUACAUGCUCAAAUACUUCACAAAAAAUUACAAGUAAAUCAAAUAAAAAUGAUUUCUGUGUUUAAAAUAUUUGCUAUUCAUUGUAUAUACUCCGUGUACUAUCUUUACUCUUUUCUUUUUUUUUCUUCUUUUUUUUGAAAAACAAGUGUGUUUCUAUGGUGAUGAAUAGUUUUCAGAAAGCUAUUUCUAUGAAUGUAUGUAAUGUUAAAAGUUUGUCGUGCUGUGUGGUAUUUUGAUCAUUUGUGAGAAUGUUUUAAAUGCAUAAUGUAUAACUUGUAACGGUACGACUCAUCCUCUGUAACUGGUACUGUCUGCUCAGUGGAUGCCAUUGUUGACCAACUCACUGUGAAUAAUGAAGUCAUUGAAUUUCAUGAGAGACCAAUAAAACUGUAUGUUGAAA